UAUCCUCCCACCGCUGCAGAGAUUCGCCUAGUUUACCUCUAGCGGCUAUCUCCAGUGCUCUGGCUGAAGUUCUCCUAAUGACAGUUCUAUUAAUUACUGAGCAGAACACUGUUCUUUAUAAAGAGUUAUUGGGUGGAAUGUCUGUUUUAUUUUGUCCAGAAGCCUUUCCUGUGUGUACUGCAAAUGUUAAUGCGAGUCUUUUGCGUGAAAACAUACUCCGUGCUAACGGAUUUGGAUCAAGCAUUUAAAAUAUAUAUUUUUUUCUGCAAGCCAGCGAUGAAGUUUUGAAGUGCGAAAAGCACGUCAACGGCUCUUGACUGACCGUGGGUGAAUGCUGCUGGGUUAGUCCUAACAGGGUAACUGAAUUUCUAUAUUGUUGCGAACGAUAAUGGGGAACUUCGCUGUAUCACGCAACGCACACGAAUAUUGGAUGCAACCCGCGUAACGGUAAUUGACUGAAUAAACUGUAAAACCAGUUGCAUUCAUUGUCUUCGCUGGGUUUCCAAGGAAGUGUUUGUGGUUCUGGCUGCAUUUGUGCCGUCUUGCUCAUCGCUCAUCGUUCAGCCCUGUGCGCCCAGUCUUGGAGGAAUUAUGCUUCAAAACUGAGAAAAGUCCAAAGACAGAAUGACUUAUUGCGGCUUCCGCGAAUCUUCCAUUUCUUUAUGUAUAAUAGCUUAAUGUUUAACAUUUUUGCCUUACAAAUAUGAUGAAAUGGCAGCCCCGGAAGAAGGCAUACUUCCGACAGGGUGUUGCCCUCCAGUAUCUGGGCCGCCAUGCAGACGCGCUGGCUGCCUUUGCCUCAGGCCUGGCUCAGGACCCCAAGAGCCUGCAGCUGCUGGUGGGCAUGGUGGAAGCUGUCAUGAAGUCCCCUCUGCGAGAGUCGGUGCAGCCCACCUAUCAACAGCUGCAGAAGAUGAAGCUGGAGCGAAGCCCGUUCGUGGUGGUGUCGGUGAUCGGUCAGGAGCUGCUCUCUGCGGGUCACCACGGAGCCUCUGUGGUGGUGCUGGAGGCCGCACUGAAGAUCGGCACCUGCAGCCUGAAGCUUCGUGGCUCUGUCUUCUCGGCCCUGAGCAGUGCCCACUGGUUGCUGGGCAACACAGAGAAGAGCAUGAGCUACAUGCAGCAAGACCUGGAGGUCGCCAAGACUUUAGGUGACCAAACUGGAGAAUGCCGUUCCCAUGGGAACCUGGGGUCAGCAUUCUUCUCCAAGGGAAACUAUCGUGAAUCCCUCUCCAAUCACCGCAACCAGCUAGUGCUAGCCAUGAGCCUCAAAGACCGAGAGGCUGCCUCCGUGUCUCUCUGCAGCCUGGGCCAUGUCUACACAGCCAUCGGUGACUACCCUAAUGCCCUUGCCAGCCACAAGCAGGGUGUCUUGCUGGCCAAACAGUCUAAGGACCAGCUGUCAGAGGCACGGGAGCUGGGUAAUAUGGGUGCUGUCUACAUCGCUAUGGGCGACUUUGACAAUGCUGUCCAGUGCCAUGAGCAGCACCUCAGCAUCGCCAAGGAUCUGGAAAACAAACGUGAGGAGGCCCGGGCGUACAGCAACUUGGGGAGUGCUUACCAUUAUCACAGGAACUUUGACAAGGCCAUGUCCUACCACACACGUGUCCUGGAACUAGCUCAGGAUCUUACUGAGAAGUCCAUAGAGAUGAGGGCCUACGCUGGGUUGGGCCAUGCCGCUCGCUGCAUGCAGGACCUGGAGCGAGCCAAGCAGUACCAUGAGCAACAGCUGAGCAUCGCGGAUCUGCUGAAGGAUAGAUCCGCCGAGGGCAGAGCCUCAUCCAAUCUGGGUAUCAUCCACCAAAUGAAAGGCGACUUCGAAACUGCACUGAAGCUCCACAAAACCCACCUUACUAUCGCUCAGGAGCUGAAUGACUAUGCUGCCCAGGGUCGUGCUUAUGGCAACAUGGGUAAUGCCUACAACGCCCUGGGAGUAUUUGACCAGGCUGUCCGCUACCAUCGGCAGGAGCUCCAGAUUUCCAUGGAGGUCAAUGAUCGGGCCUCGCAGGCAUCUACACAUGGAAACCUGGCUGUAGCCUACCAGGCCCUGGGUGCUCAUGACCGUGCCCUGCAGCACUACCAGAACCAUCUCAACAUCGCCCGUGAGCUGCGGGAUGUUCCGAGUGAAGCUCGGGCGUUGGGCAACCUGGGCAAUUUCCACUGUUCCAGAGGCGAGUUUGCUCAGUCUGUGCCCUGCUAUGAACAGUACCUUCAACUCUCCCCAGACCUACAGGACAUGGAGAGUGAGGGGAAAGUCUGUCACAAUUUGGGAUAUGCACACUACUGCCUUGGUAACUACCAGGAUGCUGUGAAAUGCUAUGAACAAGAUCUGGCCCUGGCUAAGGACCUUCAUGACAAAUUAAGCCAAGCCAAGGCCUACUGCAAUCUGGGAUUGGCAUUUAAGGCACUGGGAGACUUUACUAAAGCAGAGGAGUGCCAGAAAUACCUGCUCUCUCUGGCACAGUCACUGGAGAACUCCAAGGCCAGGUUUCGUGCCCUGGGGAACUUAGGAGAUAUUCAUAUUUGUAAGAAGGACAUGACCGGAGCAGUGCAGUUCUAUGAACAACAGUUGGAACUUGCCAACCAGAUGGAAGACCGAAAAUUGGAAGCCUGUGCUUAUGCUGCCCUCGGUGCUGUUUGCCGGCUGAUGAAGAAAUAUGAAGAGGCAUUAUCAUACCAUGCUAAAGAGCUUGAGAUAUUCCAGGAACUGACUCAUGUACCGGGCCAAAGCAAAGGCCACGGGCACUUGGCCGCUGUGUACAUGGCACUGGGGAAGUACAGCGCCGCCUUCAAGUGCUAUGAAGCACAGCUCCAGCUCAGCAGGCAAAUGAGGGAUCCUGGCAUCGAGGCACAGGUUUAUGGCAACAUGGGCAUCACCAAGAUGAACGUGGGGGCCAUGGAGGAGGCCAUUGGAUAUUUGGAGCAGCAGCUGGCUAUGCUGCAGCAGCUGAGCGGCAACGAAUCAGUGCUGGACCGCGGACGAGCUUUCGGCAACUUGGGUGAUUGUUAUCACCUGCUAGGCGACUAUGAAGAAGCUGUGAAAUACUAUGAAAGGUAUUUGGCUGUGGCACAGAGUCUUGACCGGUUGCCAGAUGAAGAGAAAGCCUACCGUGGUCUUGGGAAUGGCCACAGAGCGAUGGGUAAUCUGCAGCAGGCUCUGGUGUGUUUGGAGAAGCGCUUGGUCACUGCCCAUGAGCUUGGGGGCUGUGGAGGAAAAGCAGCAGCCUACGGUGAGCUCGGCGCCCUGCAUAACCAGCUGGGCAACCACGAACAGGCCCUCUCCUGCCUGGAGCGGCAGCUAGCCAUUGCCCAGGACACCUCUGACCACACUCUGGAAGCAGAUGCCAACUCUGGCCUGGGCAAUGUCUACCAGGCUAUGGGUGAGCUGGACCGAGCUCUUCAGUGCCAUCAGCGAGACCUGGAAUUAGCUGAGGUGAUGGGCAGUUCUGUGCGCCAGGCCCGUGCAUAUGGCAACCUGGGGUUGACGUAUGAGUUGCUAGGCAAUCAUGAGAGGGCUGUAGUGUUCCAGGAGCAGCACCUGAGUGUGGCAGCACAAACAAAUGAUCUGGUAGCCAAAACACUGGCCUACGGAAGCCUGGGGAGGACACACCAUGCACUGCAGAAUUACUCACAAGCCGUUAUGUAUCUGCAAGAAGGACUAAGACUGGCAGAGCAGUUGGCGAAGCGUGAGGACGAAGCUAAGAUCCGCCAUCGUCUGGGUCUGUCUCUCUGGGCUAGUGGAAGCCUGGACCAGGCUCAGCACCAGCUCUACCGUGCAUCUGUGCUUUUUGAAACAUUACGGCAUGAGGCACAGCACAGCUCCGACUACAAACUUUCCCUCUUCGACCUGCAGACUUCAUCAUAUGAGGCUCUCCAGAGAGUCCUCGUCAGCCUGGGUCGUUAUGAUGAGGCACUUGCAGUAGCAGAGCGAGGUCGCACUCGUGCAUUUGCAGACCUGCUGGUGGAGAGGCAGACAGGGCAGUAUGACACUGAUCCAUACAACCCUGUCACAGUGGAGCACAUCCUGGAUGCAGUUAAUAAGCAAAGAGCCUUCAUCCUCUACUUCUCAAUGGCUGCUGGCUACCUAUACAGCUGGCUUCUCGCCCCAGGAGCAGGGAUUGUGAAGUUCCAUGAGGUGUUCCUAGGAGAGGGCAUGUCAGAAGGAGAUCCAGAGUUCCAAGAGGGUGGAGGUAUAUCUUGUGGAGUCUCCUCUUUGGAGCAGUACAUCUGCAGUGCUCGUGAGGCUCUGGGAGUGGAGUCCUGCUGCAGCAGAGGGUGCUCGGACAGUGACACAGCAAGCCAAGCAGGAGAUCUGCUUAAUCAACAGUUUGAGGAGCUCAGUAUCAAAACCUCUGGCUUUCUGCGCAUGGUGUCUAGAAACAACCAACUCAACAGGAGUUGUCCAAGUAUGACCAGUCUUUACAGUAACCCUAUGUCUCCAGUCAAAGAUGACCAUACCACGCCCCAUCUUGCCAGCAGUGCCUCAAAUAAACCUCCACUGCGGACCCUGUAUGACCUCCUCAUUGGACCCAUGGAGGGGGGUCUGAUGCACUCCACUGGGCCAGUGGGCAGACACAGACAGCUGGUUCUGGUUCUGGAAGGAGACUUAUAUCUCAUCCCCUUUGCCCUUCUGAAAGGGAGCUCUUCUAAUGAGUACCUGUAUGAGCGUUUCAGCCUCCUCGCCGUGCCCUCCCUUCACAGCUUGGCCGCUGGUACCAAGGCUACAUCCCGGCAUGCUGCUACCCCACCCUGCGGCGCCCUGGGCAUGGCAGCUGUGGUGGGCAACCCUCUCCUUCCGCCCGCUGCCAUGGACCGCUGGCUGUGGGGCCCCAUGCCCUCAGCCGAAGAGGAAGCCUGCAUGGUGGCCGGCCUGCUGGGCUGUCAGCCCCUCACGGGACCGGCUGCCACCAAGGAGCAUGUGGUCAGUGCUCUCAGUCAGGCCGAGUGUGCCCACUUUGCCACGCACAUCUCCUGGAGACUGGCAGCCUUGGUGCUGGCACCCAGCCACCACGAUGGGAGUGCAGGAGAUGGAGGAAGAGGAGCAGGAGGAAGCAAGGGUUCGUUUGGAAGCAACUGCGUGGUUCCCGAUGAUGGGAGUGAUGUGGAGAGCGUGUGCGACACGCCACCGCUGCAGGAGAUGCUGCUAUCAGCAGCGGACAUUUUGGGUUUGAGGCUGCCAGUUAAACUGGUGGUGCUGGGCUCCCACCAAGAGUCGAGCAGUAGGGUGACAGCUGAUGGUGUGGUGGGUCUGACACGGGCCUUCCUGGCUGCGGGUGUCCAGUGUGUGCUGGUCUCCUUGUGGCCCGUACCUGGAGCUGCAUCCAAAGUAUUUAUUCAUACCUUCUACUUGGCUUUGCUCAAUGGAGCCAAAGCCAGUGUGGCUCUCACUGAAGCCAUGAAGAGUGUUCAAGGAAGUCAGCAGUACUCCCAUCCUUCUAACUGGGCAGGCUUCAUGUUGAUUGGGAGUGAUGUGAAACUGAACAGCCCCUCGUCCCUGAUUGGCCAGGCUCUCUCUGAAAUUCUCCAGAAUCCAGACAAGGCCAGAGAUGCCCUGAGGGUCCUACUGCACCUGGUAGAGAAGUCUCUUCAACGCAUUCAGAGUGGCCAGCGCAACUCCAUGUACACAUCCCAGCAGAGUGUGGAGAAUAAGGUGGGGGGGGUUCCGGGGUGGCAGGCCCUGCUGACUGCCGUGGGCUUCCGGCUGGACCUGGCUGGCACGGGUGUCCCUGCUGCCGUCUUCUUCCCCAUGAGCGACCCAGGCGACCGGCUACAGCAGUGCAGCUCCACUCUGCAGUCACUACUAGGUCUUCCACCUGCAGCUCUGCAAGCACUCUGCAAAGUAGUUAUUGCUUCUGAGGCAGGAGAGCAGCUUAUUAAUAAGGCUGUAAAGAACAUUGUUGGAAUGCUCCAUCAAGUCCUGCUUCAGCUGCAGGCAGGGGAGAAGGAGCAGGAUUUUUCCUUGUUCCCCAUCCAGGUGUCUGUAAGUGUCCAGCUAUGGCGACUGCCAGGAUGCCAUGAGUUUCUUGCCGCACUGGGAUUUGAUCUAUGUGAAGUGGGACAGGAAGACGUUGUUCUGAAGACAGGAAAGCAGGCGAGCCGCCGCACCGUGCACUUUGCCCUCCAGUCUCUAAUGGCAGUCUUUGACUCAACAGAACUUCCCAAGCGUCUGAGCCUGGACAGCUCAUCUUCCCUAGAGUCACUCGCCUCAGCUCAGUCUGUCUCCAAUCCUCUGCCUCUUGGCUGUCCAAACAUGCCCUUCUCUACCCACUGUCCUGACAGCUUGGCUUUAGAUGCCAUAUCUGUGUACAGCUUAAGCUCUGUUGCUUCUUCUAUGAGCUUUGUGUCUAAGUCUGAAAGUGACUUUCUGGGCCAAAGACGUGGUGGUGGUUUGACUUCCUCCCUCUCUACUAAUAAACAACCACACAGUGUUUGGCGUAGUCGAUCCUCACCUCAUGCUGCAAUGACAGGCAGCAUGAUGGUACGAGGAGAUGAGGAGGAAUACGAGGGCUUCUCCAUUAUUAGCAAUGAGCCAUUGAGUGGCCAUUGUGACUCGCUACCUCUGCCCCGGGGUCAUGGUCAGAGACGCCGCCUCUGUCACGGUGGGAGGAAUGGGAUUGGUGGCUAUGUCUCAAACUCAAGUACAGGACAAGAGUACAAUGUGUCCAUCUCUUCAAAAGGAAGUGUCAGCACUCCCACCUCUCCACUCAAGGCAAACUUGAUUCCCAGUCCAAACUCCUCUUUCCAGAAGGUUGGGAAAGUGAGCAGUUCAGAUACAGGUGAAUCUGACCAGUCGAGCACCGAGACUGACAGCACAGUCAAGUCCCAGGAACAGAAACCUGUAUUGGCAUCUCUGGAUCCUCAGGAACUUGCUAAGAAGAUUUUGGAGGAGACCCAGAGCCACCUCAAGGCUAUGGGAGGCUUACAGAGAGGAGUAGCCGAGGGCAUGGCCGCACCGGUCUCUACAUCCCCCCUGAGCAGAUGCUCAGCAUUUCAUUCUUCUGAGACUAGUGCAUUUAGCCGACCAGGAAGCAGCACCAGCACUCGAGACUCAUCCACCUGUCCCAAACCCCCUUCACGUUCCUCAUCCCUCCAGAAGAUCAGCUCUGGCUACAGUAGCCCUGCCACAUCAGAUACCUCUAUGAAAGAGGGUGGACACCCCUCACCUACACUGGACAGUGUUGCGCAGUUCAAGUUGAAGUACCCUCUUUAUAGUGGUCACAUACCUUGCUCUCCAAGUAAUGUGUCCCCAAAUUCAGGCCACCAGUCCCCGGCUGCCAGCACUCCAUCCCCAGCCCUUUCCUAUUCCUCCACUGGCUCCACUGGGUCAGGCCCAACAGAUGCUGUUGAACUUGAUCGCUUGAGCAGGGUUGUUAUUGAUGAGAAAUUUCAAACGGUGCAUAGUCAUAAGACAUUCUGGUCUAACACAGCGACCCAGCACCAACAACACACUGGUCCAGUAAAAAGACUUCGAGGUCCAGUAAUGUCAACUAAGAAAGAUGUGCUUGGCCUGCUUAACCUCUCACCACGUCACUGCUUGCCUGGAGAUGGCCGAGAUGUGGAGCUUUUGAAGGUGGGCCAUCAAUCUCUGGAAAGAGGGCCAUGUAGUGGACAUAAUGAUUCUAAAGCUCAGAAAGCUACACCAUCACCCUCCAUUUCCACACAAAGCAGCCCGGGUGGUCGGUCCUUACACUUACCCACUGGUAAUGGUUACAAGUUCCUUCCAUCUGGCAGGUUCUUCCCUUCAUCGAAAUGUUGAUGCUUUUGUGGGAAUCUUUUACACAACCUUUUCAUGACUGCUUGCAUGCGACUCCUGUAGGAUGCUUUCUGACACUCUUGAGUUUGAAAAAAAUUCAUGCUCUUGUGAACCAAACAAACCUGUAACCUGUCUGGGGACUUUGAAAUAUAAUUAAUAUAUUUGGUGCUUCUGCCCUCAGCCACCACUGUGUAUUUGAGACAGAAGACCUUAUACUGUGCAUAUAAGUCAGGACCACUUAAUUUUUGUGAGGGCCAAACAGAACUCACUUUUAUUCUAUUUGAUUUUUACAUAAUAUAUUUGUAUUGUUUAUUAUGAUUGUUAUUGAUUGUUAUCGUUAUUAUGUUUUGUAAUUUAAAUCAAAUGUUUGUCAGUAUUACACCUUUUUAUAAUUAAAAAAAGAUGAAAUCUUGUGAAAAUGGAGAAUGGGAACUGUAUUUCAUAUUUUUCUUGAAAUUGCAGACAUUGAACCUCAUCUCUUUGUUAAAUGAGUAUCUCGUCUAAAGCAUGGUUUCUCUUCAUAUUCAUUGUUAAGCACCAAUUAUGACUUUCUAGCCUAACUUUUUGAAUAGACAUUACUACUUAAGACUUUGUCAUUUACCAGGAACUGUUUUAAUUAAA
Messenger RNA from Electrophorus electricus (electric eel), 8374 nucleotides. Its product is annotated as tetratricopeptide repeat protein 28-like. The record is from RefSeq and is a predicted model, not a curated record. Lineage: Eukaryota; Metazoa; Chordata; Actinopteri; Gymnotiformes; Gymnotidae. Gene Ontology annotation, molecular function: protein binding.